This is a messenger RNA of Fomitiporia mediterranea MF3/22, 2131 nucleotides long. RefSeq lists its product as uncharacterized. The record is from RefSeq and is a predicted model, not a curated record. Bases 115 to 1419 code for a protein of 434 amino acids. The transcript has 2 exons. Lineage: Eukaryota; Fungi; Basidiomycota; Agaricomycetes; Hymenochaetales; Hymenochaetaceae.
UCGUCUCUUCUCGCUCGUUUCUCCUCUGCUCUGUCUUUCUUUGUGUUUCCCCGUCAAGCAAUCUCGCCCAUAUACUCUCUGUCACUCGCUUUAGCCAUGGUGCACCACCGCAGAAUGUCCUCUAUCAAGGCAGUCCACGCCGUGCCCUCUUCAUAUUCACAGUCCCUCUCCCACUCGCUCCCCACGAAGCCUCUGGAGGAGGAGAACCCGGUCCUCAGUGCGUCGGGCGUCAGCAUCGCCGCAGUUGUCGCUUCUGCAGCAACGGCACUUGCCCCUAUCGCAUCGGCCCUCCCCAGCAGCAUGCGUUCCUCAAUGAGCCUCGACAGCGACGACGACAACAUGUCCUUGUCCUCUCUCGACCUCCUCACCCCCUCCACUCCCGGAACACCCUCCAAGUUCUUCCCCCACCCACCUCGCUUCCCCUCCAGCAGCAGUAUUACCGCGUCAACAUCGCGAACAGCACUCAGGAGAGCCCAGCUCACCUUACGGAGAUUAACCUCGCGUUUCCUUGCAAUGCUUUCCCCGACUGCACCUGGUCUGCCACUCAAGUCACCUCACCUCUCGCCCUCGUCCUCACAUUCAUAUCUCGCAUCAUUGCCGACUAGGACCCAUGCACCUGUACGCCGAAAAGCGACAUUCCUUGCGCUACUUGCUCUCAUUGUGCUUUCCGCAUGGACGCUCUUCACAUCGUCACUAACCGACCGCGAAUCUAGCACGCGUCCCUACGCUAAUGGUAUGGUGCUUGGGUGGAAGGACUGGCGCAAUAAAGCUCAACAUCGCGAGGCAGAAGCUCAUAAGAGUCUAUUAAGCAGUCCAUCGUUCCGUGCUGCCGUAUUAUCAGAAUCACCCGACGCGUUUUCCAACUCACAUACCCCUUCGCGACCAUCUGCACUCGAAUUAACGCCUGCCGACGAGCUUGCAGCGCUCACGGCAUUCAUGGCUGCUCUUCCCUGGAAUGCUCUUCCUUCACAUAUCGAUACCUCCGUUCCUCUAGACCCGAAUAUCAUCCUCGACUUUGACCCUUCUCAUCCACGUGCUCGCGACGAGCUUGCUGAGCUCCGACGUGAGACCUGGCAGCUUAACCCCCUCGUGCUUUUUGGAAGGUCCCGACAUGCAUCGACACGUGAAGUCCGUAGUGCGUUGGAGAAGCUGGGUGUAAACGUGGAUGGAAUGAUGCAGGUGAAUAUGAAUGAACGCGUGGACGGUGAUCUCGUUAUGGGUGUUCUUCGGCGCGUUCUUCCGUCUCUCGAUUCUAUUUCGGACAGGUCAGAAGUGGACUUACCGUUCCUUCUAAUUAACGGACGACCGAUUUAUGGUGAAGACGUACCAACACUCGUGGAGAGCGGGGAGAUGGUACGGUUAUUACGCGAUGCAGGUGUACGAUUAGUGGUCGGUGGGAAGAAGAAAAAGGGACACUGAGUGGAUAAUCUCGGUGCGCUCUCUUUCUUACUGUGGAUGGAGAGGAGGGCGCAGGCCGCCCGUAUCUCGUCUGUCGGCCGAACAUUGCUCAUGCAUCGUGUAUCGCGUGCUGUGUCUGCACAGUACGACCUACCUCGUGUUUCGUGCGAACUCGGUGGAUCGUCUCUCGGCUUCACUUCGUGUAUCGGGGCACGACUCAAAUAGUGAUGUCAUCCCACCAGGCCUCUCAAUUUAUCGUGGUGAUAUACUUAGGUUCAGACGUUUCGGCGCGCGUGUUGUCGGACGUCUUUCGCCUGCAUUCAUUCUCGCUUUCAUUCAUUCGUUCAUAAGUUCUUUUCGUUCAUUUCUUAACCACUUUCACUUUUCAUACUCACAUACAUAAUUCACCACUCCUCCAGACCGUCUCUUUCUCAGACAGACGGACGGACGCGUGUACAUACGGUUAACAUCAUCAUCUCCCUGGUUUUCGGCUUUUACCAUUUCGUCCCUCGGCUUCUCGUCCUAUUUCGUACUCGGCUCUUGAUCCUCGUUUCGUACAUGGUGCUCGUUCGUACUCUUCCGCUCACCUCAUGCUUCUCAUCUACCUCUUCUUCUCCUUGUCCCGUCUUCUACUAACUACUCCGACUCCGACAUCUUACUCCACCCUUCUCACCUCCCUCGAACCUUUAGACACUCCUCCCCUCCUCCCUUCCACCCACCCCGAACUUCUCAC